Psammomys obesus (fat sand rat) is the source of this 2188-nucleotide messenger RNA. RefSeq names its product thyroid stimulating hormone receptor (gene Tshr). NCBI's taxonomy places the organism in Eukaryota, Metazoa, Chordata, Mammalia, Rodentia, Muridae. The record is from RefSeq and is a predicted model, not a curated record. The transcript is spliced from 7 exons. Gene Ontology annotation, cellular component: membrane. Gene Ontology annotation, molecular function: thyroid-stimulating hormone receptor activity. Gene Ontology annotation, biological process: G protein-coupled receptor signaling pathway.
AUGAGGCCGGGGUCCCUGCUGCAGCUAACGCUGCUGCUCGCCCUGCUUAGGAGCCUGCGGGGCAGAGGGUGUGCGUCUCCACCCUGCCAGUGCCACCAGGAGGACGACUUCAGAGUCACCUGCAAGGAACUCCACCGAAUCCCCAUCCUACCGCCCAGCACCCAGACUCUGAAACUCAUCGAGACUCACCUGAAGACCAUUCCAAGCCUUGCAUUUUCAAAUCUGCCCAAUAUUUCCAGGAUCUAUUUGUCAAUAGAUGCAACUCUGCAGCGGCUGGAACCACAUUCUUUCUACAAUUUGAGUAAAAUGACUCACAUGUAAGUACAAGGGGAGGUACAGAAUAAACCCAAACAACAGCCGCCGUUUAAAAUAUUGUUACAUGUAUUUUUUGUGGGGAAACUAUACAACAAUGGGUUUACUUCAAUCCAAGGACAUGCUUUCAAUGGAACAAAGCUGGACGCUGUCUACCUAAACAAGAAUAAAUACCUGACAGCUAUUGACAAAGAUGCUUUCGGAGGAGUAUACAGUGGACCAACCUUGCUAGAUGUGUCUUCCACCAGUGUCACUGCCCUGCCCUCCAAGGGCUUGGAGCACCUGAAAGAACUGAUUGCAAAAAACACUUGGACUCUCAAGAAGCUUCCACUGUCCUUGAGUUUCCUGCACCUCACACGGGCUGACCUCUCUUACCCGAGCCACUGCUGUGCUUUUAAGAACCAGAAGAAAAUCAGAGGAAUCCUAGAGUCCCUGAUGUGUAAUGAGAGCAGUAUCCGGAACCUGCGUCAAAGAAAAUCAGUGAAUGUCUUGAGGGGUCCCACCUACCAGGAGUACGAGGAUGAUCUGGGUGACAACAGUGUUGGGUACAAACAAAACUCCGGGUUCCAGGAGAGCCCCAGCAACUCUCAUUAUUACGUCUUCUUUGAAGAACAGGAAGAUGAGAUCUUGGGUUUUGGCCAAGAGCUCAAAAAUCCCCAGGAAGAGACUCUCCAAGCCUUCGACAGCCACUAUGACUACACUGUGUGUGGGGACAAUGAAGACAUGGUGUGCACCCCCAAGUCGGAUGAGUUUAACCCCUGUGAAGACAUCAUGGGCUACAAGUUCCUGAGGGUCGUGGUGUGGUUUGUCAGUUUGCUGGCUCUCCUGGGCAACGUCUUCGUCCUGCUUAUUCUCCUUACCAGCCACUACAAAUUGACCGUGCCGCGCUUUCUGAUGUGCAACUUGGCCUUCGCAGACUUCUGCAUGGGGGUAUACCUGCUUCUCAUCGCCUCUGUCGACCUGUACACACACUCUGAGUACUACAACCAUGCCAUCGACUGGCAGACAGGCCCUGGAUGCAACACAGCCGGCUUCUUCACCGUCUUUGCCAGUGAGUUAUCUGUGUACACACUAACGGUCAUCACGCUGGAGCGAUGGUACGCCAUCACCUUCGCCAUGCGCCUGGAUAGGAAGAUUCGCCUCAGGCACGCAUACACCAUUAUGGCUGGGGGCUGGGUUUCCUGCUUCCUUCUUGCCCUGCUUCCUAUGAUAGGAAUAAGCAGCUAUGCGAAGGUCAGCAUCUGCCUGCCGAUGGACACCGACACCCCCCUUGCUCUGGCCUACAUUGUCCUCGUGCUGUUACUCAAUGUCAUUGCCUUUGUCAUUGUCUGUUCCUGCUAUGUGAGGAUCUACAUCACCGUCCGAAACCCCCAGUACAACCCUCGCGAUAAAGACACCAAGAUUGCCAAGAGAAUGGCUGUGUUGAUCUUCACUGACUUCAUGUGCAUGGCCCCCAUCUCCUUCUAUGCCCUGUCAGCACUUAUGAACAAGCCUCUUAUCACCGUUACCAAUUCCAAAAUCUUGCUGGUUCUCUUCUAUCCCCUCAACUCCUGUGCCAAUCCGUUUCUCUAUGCUAUUUUCACCAAGGCCUUCCAGAGGGAUGUGUUCAUUCUUCUCAGUAAGUUUGGCAUCUGCAAACGCCAGGCCCAAGCAUACCAAGGUCAGAGAGUCGCUCCAAACAAUAGCACUGGUCUUCAGAUCCAAAAGGUUCCCCAGGACACGAGGCAGAGUCUCCCCAACAUGCAAGAUGCCUAUGAACUGCUUGGAAGUUUCCACCGACCUCCAAAACUACAGAGACAAACCUCAGAAGACUAUAAACAAACGGCUUUGUAAACUGACACUACACCAGUCCCAGCGGGACUGACAAAAGGCUGGU